Dalotia coriaria is the source of this 1130-nucleotide messenger RNA. Its product is annotated as protein phosphatase 1 regulatory subunit 42-like. Lineage: Eukaryota; Metazoa; Arthropoda; Insecta; Coleoptera; Staphylinidae. Gene Ontology annotation, molecular function: protein binding. The transcript has 5 exons. The record is from RefSeq and is a predicted model, not a curated record. Bases 116 to 1057 code for a protein of 313 amino acids.
GUAGUUACCACAUAAAUAACUCCUACGUCAGUGAAAUUUAGAGUAUAAAACAACAUAAGAUUGUCUAUUUUACUAUAUUAUACAAAAUAAACGUUGAUUAGUUCUUUAUCUUGAGAUGGAUCUUCCACCAUUACCAGCACCAAAAAGAUCUGGACGUCAUACGCAUAUGCACAAACAAAAUAAACUUCUCAAACAUAUUCCUGAAAUAAUAAAUCCCGUCCAUCUGACAACAGUCUACUUAUACAAUAACGAAAUAGAAAAAAUCGAAGGACUCGAAGCCGCCGUCAACAUUGUUACCCUCUAUUUGCAACAGAACCGAAUCAAAAUCAUCGAAAAUCUGCACACGCUCAAAAAACUUCAGAAGCUUUAUUUGGGGCAUAAUCAAAUCACAGUGGUUGAAAACUUAGAAGCAAACAUUCUCCUGCAAGAGUUAAACCUCGAAAAACAAAAUAUCAAAAAGUCGGAAUGUAUGUGUUUUGAUCCACGUUCAAUUUUUGCUUUGUCGGCGUCACUACAAGUUCUGAAUGUGACCGGAAACAAUAUCAGAAGUCUAUACGGUUUAAUGCCCUUAAGUGCAUUGCGGAUUUUGCACGCAGGUAAAAAUAAACUAACCGAGAUCUACGAUGUAUUGGAAACGAUCCAGUUUUGGUAUUACUUAUAUGAAGCAAAUUUUGCUGGCAAUCCUGUUACGAAAAAGCAUCGAUUCAGAGAAUUACUGAUUGGUCAUACUAUGAGAUUAAAUUUACUGGAUGGUAAGCAAAUAAGUCCUACAACACGUACAUUUAUACGAAAUUUCGAAGAAGAAAUAAAGAACAAGACUCAUAAUGUUAAUUUAUCUAAUACCUAUCCAGAUUUGCCCACAAAUUAUUCCACUGCGCUACAGGAGGCUGUUUCCUCUACUAUCAUCAAAACCGGUUUGUCUGAUUUAACUGUGACUAGUCACAUUCCAUGGAAACAAUUACCCAAACGUAUGCCUUCAAAAAAAUCGAAUUUGCGUCAUGGAGGUGACGCUAAAUCCACGCCGGAUAACAGAAGUUUAUUCCCGAUGAAUUUGUAAUACUUUCAAAUGUACAACUUGUGACAUGUGAACAAAUUGGUUGCAAAAAUAGCAAUAAAUCCAAAAUGGCGAA